AGGAGGUGUUUUUCACUUUAAGAGGAAGCUUUUCUUCUCUCUGUCUCACAUCAGUCUCACAUCAGGACCCAGCCUGUCAGCUACACAUAUCAUAGAUCUUAUCUUCUGCUCUGAGGUGAGGUACAGUAUGUCUCGUCUGGAGAAGGCCAUUGUAUCCAUGGUGGAGGUGUUUGAGGAAUAUGCUACAAAGGAUGAUAAGAAUCGCCAGCUUAGCGGGACAGAGCUCGCAGAGCUGAUGAAGAAAGAGCUGGCCAGCUCAGAGUUCCACGGAAAGGUGGAACCAGCAGUGCUCCAGGAGGCGAUGACCAACCUGGAUAAGAACCACGAUGGGGAGAUCAACUUCAGAGAGUUCUCCAUGUUCUUGGCUACUCUGGCCAGGGGCUACUACAGAGCCAGAAACAAGGGCAACAAGGGCAAGCCUGAAUGAGGGGCCAAAAAGAACCUGUUGACAGGUGUGGCCAGUAUCGAGACACACACAUACUGCUUUUCUAUGAUGAAAGAGAGAAAAUGAUACUCUUACUGUAACUUGUAUGGUGCUUUAAAGAUGUUGUCUUCUCAACUUA
This is a messenger RNA of Salvelinus fontinalis (brook trout), 563 nucleotides long. Its product is annotated as protein S100-A5-like. Gene Ontology annotation, molecular function: transition metal ion binding; calcium ion binding. Bases 128 to 427 code for a protein of 99 amino acids. The record is from RefSeq and is a predicted model, not a curated record. The transcript has 3 exons. NCBI's taxonomy places the organism in Eukaryota, Metazoa, Chordata, Actinopteri, Salmoniformes, Salmonidae.